Messenger RNA from Manis pentadactyla (Chinese pangolin), 2111 nucleotides. RefSeq names its product X-ray repair cross complementing 6 (gene XRCC6). The record is from RefSeq and is a predicted model, not a curated record. Lineage: Eukaryota; Metazoa; Chordata; Mammalia; Pholidota; Manidae. Bases 57 to 1889 code for a protein of 610 amino acids. Gene Ontology annotation, cellular component: Ku70:Ku80 complex; nucleus. The transcript has 13 exons. Gene Ontology annotation, molecular function: double-stranded DNA binding; damaged DNA binding; DNA helicase activity. Gene Ontology annotation, biological process: cellular response to gamma radiation; telomere maintenance; cellular response to X-ray.
GACGCCCGGCCUCGAAGACGUUGCUCUCUUCGUUGAGGCAGUGAUCAGUAAUCAACAUGUCAGGGUGGGACUCUUACUACAAAAACGAGGGCCAUGAAGAAGAAGAAGAAGAAGAAGAAGAAGAGGGCCUUGAAGCAGGUGGAGAAUAUGGAUAUUCAGGAAGAGAUAGUUUGAUUUUUUUGGUUGAUGCUUCUAGGGCCAUGUUUGAAUCUCAGGGUGCAGAUGAAUUAACUCCUUUUAACAUGAGCAUCCAGUGUAUCCAGAGUGUGUACACCAAUAAGAUCAUAAGCAGUGAUCGAGAUCUCCUGGCAGUGGUGUUCUAUGGGACCAGGAAGGACAAAAAUUCAGUGAAUUUCAAAAAUAUUUACGUCUUACAGGAGUUGGAUACUCCAGGUGCUCAACGAGUGGUGGCGCUUGAUGAGUUUAAGGGGCAGCAGGGACAGACACGUUUCCAAGACCGUAUUGGCUACGGAUGUGACUACUCACUAAGCGAAGUGCUGUGGGUCUGUGCCAACCUCUUCAGUGAUGUCCAGGUCAAGAUGAGCCAUAAGAGGAUCAUGCUGUUCACCAAUGAAGAUGACCCCCACGGCAGUGACAGUGCCAAAGCCAGCCGAGCCAGGACCAAAGCCGGGGAUCUCCGGGACACUGGUAUCUUCCUGGACUUGAUGCACCUGCGGAAACCCGGGGGCUUUGAUAUAUCCUUAUUCUACAGAGAUGUCAUCAGCGUAGCAGAGGAUGAGGACCUUGGUGUUCACUUCGAGGAAUCGAGCAAGCUGGAAGACCUGCUGCGGAAGGUUCUGGCCAAGGAGACCAGGAAGCGGGCCCUGUGCAGGUUGAAGCUUAAGUUCAAUAAAGAUAUAGCACUCACUGUUGGCAUUUAUAAUAUGGUCCAGAAGGCAGUCAAACCUUCUCCAUUGAGGCUUUAUCGGGAAACAAAUGAGCCAGUGAAAACCAAGACCCGGAGAUUUAAUGCAAAUACAGGCAGUUUGCUUCUGCCUAGUGACACCAAGAGGUCUCAGACCUUUGGGAAGCGUCAGAUUGUACUGGAGAAAGAGGAAACGGAAGAGCUCAAACGGUUUGAUGAACCAGGUUUGAUCCUCAUUGGUUUCAAGCCCUUGGUGAUGCUGAAGAAGCACCAUUACCUGCGGCCCUCCCUGUUCGUGUACCCCGAGGAGUCCCUGGUGAAUGGGAGCACAACCCUGUUCAAUGCGCUGCUCACCAAGUGUCUGGAGAAGGAUGUUGUGGCAGUGUGCAGAUACACCCCUCGCCAGAACAUCCCCCCUUAUUUUGUGGCCUUGAUACCACAGGAAGAGAAGCUGGAUGACCAGAAAGUUCAAGUGACUCCUCCAGGCUUCCAGCUGGUGUUCCUGCCCUAUGCUGAUGACAAACGGAAGGUGCCCUUUACUGAAAAAGUCACGGCAAACCCAGAGCAGAUAGACAAGAUGAAGGCUAUUGUUCAGAAGCUCCGCUUCAAAUACAGAAGUGACAGCUUUGAGAAUCCAGUGCUGCAGCAGCACUUUAGGAACCUGGAGGCCUUGGCUUUGGAUAAGAUGGAGCCUGAACAAGCAGUAGACCUGACAAUGCCCAAGAUUGAAGAAAUGGAUGAAAGACUUGGCUCUCUGGUCGAUGAGUUUAAGGAACUUGUCUACCCACCAGAUUACGAUUCUAAGGGAAAAGCUCCCAGGGAGAAACAAGGUAGUGAAGAUUCUGGAAGCAAAAGGCCCAAGGUAGAAUUUUCUGAAGAGGAGCUGAAGGCCCAUGUCAACAAGGGCACACUGGGGAAAUUCACUGUGCCGAUGCUUAAGGAAGCCUGCAGGGUUGUGGGGCUGAAGGGUGGGGUGAAGAAGCAGGAGCUGCUGGACAUGCUCACCAAGCACUUCCAGGACUGACUAGGGACUAGCCAGCCAGCCACCCUUCCACACUGUAGCCAGGUUGCCUAGUUUUGUUCUCUUCAAAUUAAACAAUGUUUCUCCUGAGCUGGGAAGAGUAGGCCUGCAAAAGCCAAGGGUUUUACCUUUAUGAGACUUUCUGUUGCUGUGGAGACAGCAUAGCCUUCCCACUUUGCUGUAUGUACUGUACUGUCUGAAUAAAGAGCCUUAACUUUGUUACUA